Molecule: messenger RNA, 1656 nt
Organism: Brassica rapa (field mustard)
Lineage: Eukaryota; Viridiplantae; Streptophyta; Magnoliopsida; Brassicales; Brassicaceae
Source: RefSeq, a predicted model, not a curated record
AUGUGUACUUAGGCGGUUGGCCUAAGGUACCUGGAUUCAUUUCGGGAACUUCGGGUUAGUCGUUUAUGUACACAUUGUGGCUUCUCGGUUUGGUUUCAGUUACGAGUGAUCGGCUGUGCAUGUUCUUGUUUGAUUGUUGCACGGCUGGUCGAGUCAACUUAUACUUAGACCAGAUCGGGGGUGUCACAGUGGUUGUGUCCCUAUCUUUGUGGGAUGAUGCUGCAGCAAAUUUUAGGGGUCUCAUCAACUCAGGUGACAGGACACAGUCUGUCAUGGUGGUCACGACUGUUAAUCCAAAAAUAUUUGGAGGCAACCUCUAUCUCAACUCAACGCCAGCAACGCAAUUUUAUUUCGACCCUGAGCUUCAAGCCAUCGCAGAGUUCACAACGAGCUUAGAAGCCCCGUUAGGAGAAGCUUUCCCCUGCAUCGAUACCAAAGAAGGGAUUAAAAAAAAGGAAGCUGUCUCAAUCAGAGAGCUAAACAAGUUCAUUUCCGAUUCUGACGAGCAGACACAGGAAGCUGAUUUUAUAUGCAAGGGUCGUGUUGUGGAAGUCAUGCAACAAAAUGGAUGGUCUUUCGUCUCCUGCACUGGCUGCAGCAGAAAGCUUGAGAAAUUUGGGACUUCUCUGCGGUGCACCCGUUGUAUUAAUCCGAACAUCACUGGCGUUAUCAAGUACCGUGUGGAGUUAUUGGUUGAUGAUGGGAAUGAUAAUGCCACUUUUGUAGUGUUUGACAGGGAAAUGCAGCUGGACUGACCCUAGCUGAGGUUUAUUUUUUCCAUACGCACUAUCUGCUGAUGGCAUCCAAUGUCACACAUGCUUCUUAUUUGCUUAAACUUGGCUACUGGCAGAUCAAUGGUUGUGGCAAUGAAGAACUCCCACAAUGUCUUAAGGACCUGGCUGGGAAAGAUUUUGUUUUCCAGAUACGUGUGACACCUUUUAAUUUUACUCCAAGCCACCGUACUUUCACUGUUUCUGCGAUCCUUGACAACAUCACCCCCGAGGUAUUCUAUUUAAUUGUUAACAGUACAUUAAAACUUACUCAUGUCAGAAUAACCAAAAUUUAACUGUUUGGCAGACUUUCAAAACCAAUGAAGCUCAAGUUGAAAGUGGUGAACCAUCGGCAUCUGCCAGCGUUAAGGUGCUGUUGAAGGCAAUGCACCAAAUCCACCAGGUUGUGGAGUCAAUGAAAUUGGCCGUAAACGCCCACGUGAGUGAAGUUAAAAAGCUGCAGCAACGUCAACCAUGCACUGUUUUUGUUUUCUUUAUUUUUCUAGCAUUUCCUGCAUUUCCUAUUUCUAGACUUCGCACCUAAUUUCAUAUUUGAAGGCUUUUGUUUCAUUUAGACUCAUGGUUUUAAUUUAAAUCAAAAUUGGUUGACGAAAUAUAUGGUAUUGCUGAUAGCCUAUUUUUAUAACAACACGUUUGCGUAUUCAUUUAUCUCCCAAACACAGGACGCAAGCACCCACGUGAUUGAGUGUUGAAAAGAAUCAAAACGUCUUCCCCAACCCUGCUUCUUUAACUUUAAGAAUUUUUAAAUUACUAUGCAUUUCCUAUUUCAGACUUUGCCAUAUUUUCCAGUAUUUUUCCAGCUUUUUAAGAAAUUCAUUCGAACAAUGUACCUCACACGAGGAUGACUUUUUUAACAUUUUAAUAG